Molecule: messenger RNA, 484 nt
Organism: Colletotrichum acutatum
Lineage: Eukaryota; Fungi; Ascomycota; Sordariomycetes; Glomerellales; Glomerellaceae
Exons: 1
Coding region: 10-315 (101 amino acids)
Source: RefSeq, a predicted model, not a curated record
CUCUCACGGAUGAGUCUUUUGCGGAUUAUUGCCCUAAGAUUGAAACAUUUUCAAAAGGGACUGGCAUCCCUUCAUGAAGCAUCCUCCAGUCCAUCACGGCGUCACCAAGCUGCGAUUGUCUCGAUCCCUUAUGCAGAGGAGCCCUCACUCAACCCACAGGAAAAGAACCAUUCAAGGCCUGGAACGGUCAACCCGGGCUUCUCAUCCACCCAAGAUCCAACCAUCCCUACCGCGUAUCCCCCUCGCCCCCAUCCUAUCUGGUCCUCUCCAUUCAACCCAAAGUCCCAAAAGACCCAUCGAGGCCGUGAAAUGUGAAGGCGAGCCAGGCACCACUCACACUUUCAUGCGUCCGACGUAGCCCCAUGCCACCGCAUCUGGGGUCUGCCUGUUUCAACAACGUCCCUCUCUCAAGGGGGCUGAGAACUCGAGAAGCAUUAAGUGUGCAGCGCUAGAAAAAGUCUGGCGAAAAAUGCCCGUCGAACCA